UACGGAUUGCGUCUUACGGACCCGCAAGAGCCAAGGACGCUCGCCUUUCCGGGUCGGGGAGGGGGAAGAAAAUCACUUCCGGUCGUGGUGUUACGUCACUUCCUCUCAAGCUUGGCGUUUGGUCGGCGGGGACCCACGCGGGUUCGACAUGCGUAUCGAGAAGUGUUAUUUCUGUUCGGGGCCAAUCUACCCUGGCCACGGCAUGAUGUUCGUUCGUAACGAUUGCAAGGUGUUCAGAUUUUGUAAAUCCAAAUGUCAUAAAAACUUUAAAAAGAAGCGCAAUCCUCGCAAGGUCAGGUGGACUAAAGCCUUCCGGAAAGCAGCUGGUAAAGAGCUUACAGUGGAUAAUUCAUUUGAAUUUGAAAAACGUAGAAAUGAACCUAUCAAAUACCAGAGAGAGCUAUGGAAUAAAACUAUUGAUGCAAUGAAGAGAGUUGAAGAGAUCAAACAGAAACGCCAAGCCAAAUUUAUAAUGAACAGAUUAAAGAAAAAUAAAGAGCUACAGAAAGUUCAGGACAUCAAAGAAGUCAAACAAAACAUCCAUCUUAUCCGAGCCCCUCUGGCAGGUAAAGGAAAGCAGCUGGAAGAGAAAAUGGUACAGCAGUUACAACAGGAUGUGGACAUGGAAGAUGUUUCUUAAAAAUCUCACUGUAACCAUUUCUAUAUAUGUACAUUUGACAGUGUCCUUUGGACACUAGAACUAGUGUCACUAGUGGAUACUUUGCUGUCUGCAAAACAUCAGAUAGUAUGGAUGUUGGAUUGCAUCUCAGUGUUAAACCUUCAUUGAUAGAUGUGCUUCAUGUAAAUUAUGAAAAUUCUCUUUGUAAAUAUAGAAAUGAAUUGUGGACAAAAUGGUCAUGCCAUUUGGAUAAUGGCACUAGACAGCAUUUAUAUAAUAACUUAGGACAAAAAUUCUGGCUAGUAUAUGUAAAAUGAAAUUUUCUUUGCAAUAAAAUUCUCUUUAUUGUUUUAGAAGGGGAGAUACAACAAGGAACUAACAAUUUGUGACUAUCAGCUUCAAAUAAUAUCUUUUAUUUUGAUCAGUAUUUCCUGUUUUGGGUUAUUAGCAUCUUACAAGAAGAGCAUAAUGGCCUCAUCUUGUGAAGCCUAAUCAUACUGAACUGGUCUGACCUGGUUUAACUAUGGAUGUUGAGGAUGAAAGCUGAAUAAUCUUUGCCUGAAAUGGCACUAUGUAAUUUCCACUUUGGAGAAUACUCAGUCCUAAGUUGUGAUUCCUGGUACAACAAGCUUUAUUUUUCUAGCCCAGCAGGGAUCUAAAAGCAGAGGAAUCCCAGUGCCUUUUAAAAUUUUUUUGGUGUGAUUUUCUGUAUAAAAGCUCCUAAUUGUUUUUGAAAAAUAGAGUUUAUGGGUAGAACAUCUGUCCAUUAAUUGCACAUAAAAUAAAACUAUUUUAAAAGUAA
This is a messenger RNA of Lemur catta (Ring-tailed lemur), 1421 nucleotides long. It is a transcript of the gene RSL24D1, whose product is annotated as ribosomal L24 domain containing 1. Lineage: Eukaryota; Metazoa; Chordata; Mammalia; Primates; Lemuridae. Gene Ontology annotation, cellular component: nucleolus; ribosome. Gene Ontology annotation, molecular function: structural constituent of ribosome. Gene Ontology annotation, biological process: translation; ribosomal large subunit biogenesis. The record is from RefSeq and is a predicted model, not a curated record. Bases 149 to 640 code for a protein of 163 amino acids. The transcript is spliced from 6 exons.